Molecule: messenger RNA, 1644 nt
Organism: Pleurotus ostreatus (oyster mushroom)
Lineage: Eukaryota; Fungi; Basidiomycota; Agaricomycetes; Agaricales; Pleurotaceae
Exons: 4
Coding region: 1-1644 (547 amino acids)
Source: RefSeq, a predicted model, not a curated record
AUGCGGCGUUUGCUCUCCCUCUUGACAGUGCUCAACCUCGUAUUUGCAGCUCCGAGCGUCCCCCAAUGGAGCUUCGAUCUCAAACAAUCGACCAGUGGGAUUGUUGCCCUGGAGUCCAUAGUCGUCUCACCGACACUGGCCAUCUUCUUUAAUCGCCCUUCACUUGACCCCUUGCACAUCGACAACCAUUCCGCACUGGGUGCCCUUUGGGAUCUACGGACAAGUACCGUCAGGCCUCUCGAGGUUGUGUCGAAUGCAUUCUGCGGUAGUGGCGCUCUCAUCAGUAACGGGUCCAUGGUCAGCAUUGGAGGCGACGCUCCAGGCGGUGGUAUUAAUCAAGCCGGCAACCAAGCCAUUCGUAUCUUCGAACCAUGCGCAUCUCCCUCAGGUGAAGGCUGCACCCUCUUUGAAAAUCUGGAGACCCACCAUCUCUUCGAACGGCGGUGGUACGCUUCGACCCUCCGGAUUUUUGACGGAAGUCUUAUGAUCGUUGGGGGCACACACGCCAACACGAAGUUCUACAACAUCGAUCCCGUGAACUCGUUCGAAUUCUUCCCAAAAAAGGAGGCGACUACUCGGCCGUCUGCUUUCCUCGAGCGCGCCCUUCCUGCAAACCUAUUCCCUAGAGUAUUUGCUCUCCCUGACGGUCGUGUAUUCAUGAUAGCCAAUAACCAGUCUAUCAUCUACGACAUCGAAGCCAACACUGAGACUAUCCUCCCCGACAUCCCCAACAACGUCCGUGUCACCAACCCGAUUGACGGCUCCGCGAUAUUGCUCCCCCUCUCCCCACCUCAAUUCAUCCCCGAAGUCCUCGUGUGCGGAGGAACACAAACAGACACCAUCGACCCUUCGCUUCUCUCCUCACAAACCCCCGCCUCGUCCCAAUGUUCCCGCAUCAAACUCACCGAAGAAGGUAUCAAGCAAGGAUGGCAGGUUGAACACAUGUUGGAAGGUCGAACCAUGCCAGAAUUGGUGCACUUGCCGAACGGACAGAUCCUUAUCGCCAACGGUGGGCGCACUGGGUUCGCUGCCGUGAAGUCAAUCGCGGACCCCAUAGGAAACUCCAAUGCGGACAACCCAGUCUUGACGCCUUCGUUAUACACACCUUCGCUCCCCCUCGGUCGUCGAAUCAGCAACAAGGGAAUGCCCACCACCGACAUCGCGCGUAUGUACCAUUCCAGUAUUACUCUAACACCCCAAGGCAACUUCUUGAUCGCUGGGAGCAAUCCGAAUGAUAAUACGACCGUGGGGGCCAAGUUCAACAGUGAAUUCAGAGUCCAAACGUUAGAUCCUCCAUUCAUGAAGGUGGCACGACCCCGGUUGCUGAGUAUGCCGAAGAAGUUGAGAUUUGGGCAGCGAAUUAGUGUUCCUAUAUCAGUCCCGCCCUCCCUCAUAGGCAGAGACAUUAAAGUAUCCCUCAUGGACUUGGGAUUCUCUACCCACGCUUUCCAUUCGAGCGCCCGAUUAGUGUUCAUGGACGCUACCAUUUCGCCUUUCAGGAAUAUUCUGACGUUCACGACCCCGCCGAAUGGACGGGUGUUCCCUCCGGGGCCCGCCACCAUUUUCCUGACGGUGGAUGAUGUGAGCAGUGAGGGUGCGUGGGUUAUGAUGGGGAGUGGAGCAUCGCCGCCAACUUUGGAGUGA